Gastrolobium bilobum is the source of this 3405-nucleotide messenger RNA. RefSeq lists its product as uncharacterized. The record is from RefSeq and is a predicted model, not a curated record. The transcript is spliced from 3 exons. Gene Ontology annotation, biological process: DNA integration. The coding region runs from base 1 to 3405 and encodes 1134 amino acids. NCBI's taxonomy places the organism in Eukaryota, Viridiplantae, Streptophyta, Magnoliopsida, Fabales, Fabaceae. Gene Ontology annotation, molecular function: RNA-DNA hybrid ribonuclease activity; nucleic acid binding.
AUGAAGAAUAAGGAUGAACGAGAUCGCAAAGAUGAUCCCAACUUUGACGAGUUCCCGAAAGCGGAAUUUGACUGCAAUGUAGUCAGUGGAGCCCUUGGAGGAGGUGAAGACACCAUAAGUGCAAGAAGGAAGUACUUGAAGGAGGGGGACAUGCAUGGCGUGUUGCCCGGGCAUGUUGAUGGGCUUGUCAUAGCUGGAACUCUGGUAAACUGCCGGGUUAAAAAGAUUUUUGUUGAUGCAGGGAGUAGUGCCGACAUCAUACUAUGGGAUGCCUUCAAAAAGAUGAACCUGGGUGAGGAGGACCUCAAACCUUGCAAAACUACUCUGAUAGCUUUUAAUGGAGAGCAUACACCUCCUAAAGGCUAUGUAGAUCUCAGGUUGACCCUGGGAACCAAGGAAGCAUUCAAAUCAGAACGGGUAAGGUUCAUAGUGGCUGACUUCCCAUCAGAAUAUAAUAUAAUUCUUGGGAGGCCAACUAUACACCAGUGGGACAUGCUGGUUUCCACGAAGCACCAAAAGAUAAAGAUGCUAAGCAGUAAGGGCGAAAUAAUUACUGUUUGUGGAGAUCAAAAGGAGUCCAGAGGAUGCUACUUAGACAUAGUUAAAGAUAAUGAGGAUGGACACACAAGUCCACCCCGGGUUCAUGCAGGGGAUAAACAAGGAAAAAAUGCUAUCCAGCACCACUCCAGGAAACCCGUCAAUGUGGUUGAACUCGACAUGAGAGAAGAGGUAAUACCGAGACCCGAACCCGACAGAGAGCUAGAAAACCUGGUACUCGGAGCAGACCCCGACCAGUUUACCCGAAUUGGUAAGACUAUAGAUCCCCAAAUUAAACAAGUAUUGGCCGACUUUCUCAAAAGUAACACAGAUGUAUUUUCCUGGAAGUCGUCUGAGAUCCCCGGCAUUGACCCCACCUUAUGCUGUCACAAACUGGCAGCUUAUCUGGGGUCUACGCCGAUUUCCCAAAAGAAAAGGAAGCUGGGACCAGAAAGAAAGCAAGUUAUACAAGAACACGUCAAAGAGCUCUUGGAUGCAGGGUUUAUUCGGGAGAUACAGUACACGACAUGGCUUGCCAAUGUGGUGAUGGUGAAAAAGCCAAAUAGAAAAUGGAGAGUCUGUAUUGAUUAUACAGACUUAAACAAGGUUUUCCCAAAGGAUUCUUAUCCUAUGCCUAACAUAGACCAGCUGGUAGAUAACUCGGCUGGAUUUCGUCUGAUGUCCUUUAUGGAUGCCUACUCGGGAUACAACCAGAUCCCAAUGUACCCCGUGGAUCAAGAAAAAAUGGCCUUUAUUGCUGAAAAGGCCAACUACUACUACAACGUGAUGCCUUUUGGGCUUAAAAAUUCAGGGGCAACCUACCAGAGGAUGAUGAAUACAGUCUUUGAAGAUCAGUUGGGCAAGAAUGUAGAAGUCUACAUUGACGAUAUGAUCGUAAAGUCAUUUGAUAAGGCGAAUCAUGUCCAGGAUCUCGAACAAACAUUUCAAAAGCUCAGGAAGUACCGCAUCCGCCUCAACCUGGUAAAAUGCGCGUUUGAGGUAGCAGCUGGGAAGUUUUUGGGUUUCAUACUAACCCAUAGAGGAAUUGAAGCGAACCCUGACAAAUGCAAGGAAGCAAUUGACGGAUGGAACCCGACGUGUGAAGCCGCGUUCGAGAAGGUCAAGAAAUGCUUAGUAACUCCACCAGUCCUCUCGAAGCCAAACCCAGGAGACAUUCUGAUCCUGUAUCUGGCAGUAGGGGAGGAAGCAAUAAGCGUUGUACUCAUCAAAGAAACUAACGAAGGCCAAGAGCCGAUUUACUUUGUCAGUAGAGCUUUACAAGGCGCAGAGGUCAGAUAUCAAAAGCUAGAAAAGGUGGAUUUUUCUUUGCUGGUCACGGCCAGGAGAUUACGACCAUACUUUCAGGGUCAUCAAAUAGUUGUCAGGAUCAAUCAGCCUAUUCGACAGGUCUUGCAUAAGUCGGACCUGGCAGGAAGAAUGACCAACUGGGAAAUUGAGCUCAGUGAAUAUGACAUAACAUACGAAAGCCGGAAAGCCAUCAAAUCACAAGCUCUGGCCGACUUUAUAAUGGAACUGACGCCAGUAAACUCAGAACGUGAGGAAUCCGGAGAUGCAUGGAAGGUCUACGUAGAUGGAUCCUCCAUCAAUAAAGGAAGUGGGGUUGUAAUCAUAUUAGAAAGCCCUGAAGGAGUAACGAUUGAACAUUCUCUGAACUUGGGAUUUCCAACCUCAAAUAAUCAAGCUGAAUAUAAAGCUCUGAUAGCUGGGCUGAUGCAGGCCAAAGAACACGGAGCUAGGAAAGUUCAAAUCUUCAGUGAUUCACAGCUGGUAACUUCGCAGAUAGAAGGAAAGUACCAAGCUAAAGGUCCUUUGCUAAUGAUAUACCUAAGUCGAGUUCAGGAAAUCAUGGCCGACUUUGAUGAGGUGCGGGUUACUCACAUCCCACGAAGGGAGAAUAUCCGAGCUGAUAUUCUGUCGAAGUUAGCCAGCACCAAAAAUUCGAGUAACCACAGAACUGUGGUUCAGCAAAGUAUAGCAAUACCAAGUUGCGUGAUGGUGAUAACCUCCGCAAAUGACUGGAGGAAACCUCUAGUAGAUUACCUUGAGAAAGGAAUAUUGCUAGAAGACCACCUGGAAUCCAGAAAGCUGGUCCGAGAUGCGACACAAUACAUAAUUGUGAAUGACCAGCUAUUUAGAAAGGGUUUGCACAACCCCAUGCUAAAAUGCUUGAACUCGGAAGGAGCGAAAUAUGUGCUCACCGAGAUCCAUGAAGGAAUAAACGGCCAUCACAUGGGAGGCAAAGCCUUGGCCAGAAAAGCCCUCAGAGCUGGUUACUACUGGCCGACAAUGGGGGCAGAUUCCAAAGAACACGUCAAGAAGUGUGACAGCUGCCAGAAGCAUGCCAAACUAAUCUUUUCACCACCUGAAGAGCUGAAAUGUAUCUCGGCUCCAUGGCCUUUCUUCAAAUGGGGAAUGGAUUUACUAGGACCCUUCAAAGCUGCGGAAGGUCAACUUAAAUGGCUGAUCGUGGCUGUGGAUUACUUCACGAAGUGGAUAGAAGCAGAAUCGGUCACCACAAUCACCUCGGCUAGAGUGCAAAGGUUCUUUGAACGAAACAUUGUUUCUAGAUUCGAAAUUCUAACCGAGGUGGUCACUAAUAAUGGAACACAGUUUGCUGAUAAGAGAUUCCAGCAGCUAAUGAAAGACCUACACGUCACACAUCGCUUCGCAUCUGUGGAACACCCACAAUCGAAUGAGCAAGCCGAAGCAGCCAACAAAGUUAUUGUGGAAGGUCUCAAAAAACCAAUGUUUGAUGCUGAAGAAAGCUGGAUUCAACAACUAUACUUUGUCCUUUGGGGUUACAGAACAAUCACCCAAACUGCAACAGGGGAACCCCGUACAGACUAA